Molecule: messenger RNA, 799 nt
Organism: Neopsephotus bourkii (Bourke's parrot)
Lineage: Eukaryota; Metazoa; Chordata; Aves; Psittaciformes; Psittacidae
Gene: FBXL22
Product: F-box and leucine rich repeat protein 22
Exons: 2
Coding region: 98-778 (226 amino acids)
Molecular function (GO): protein binding
Source: RefSeq, a predicted model, not a curated record
ACAGCCUGCUGGUGCCUGUGAGCCCGUCCAGCACUGCCUGCUGGUAAUUCCACAGGGCCAGAGACUGUUCUGCCUACCACAGGGGCUCCGGCAGGCUAUGCAUAUAACCCAGCUCAAUCGGGAGUGCCUUUUACAUCUGUUUUCUUUUCUGGACAAAAAUAGUAGGAAAAGUUUAGCAAAAACAUGUCACAAGCUGCUAGAAGUGUUCCAGGAUCCGUUACUGUGGUCUCUCUUGAACUUCCAUUCUCCAGUGGAACUAAAGAAGGAUAAUUUCCUCCUGGGACCUGCUUUAAAAUACUUGUCCAUCUGCUGGUAUUCAGAGAGAGUCAAGGUGUGUAACAUUGAGGACUGGAUGAAAAACAGUUUCCAGAAAGACAUCUGUAACAGGCAUGAGAACACUGUCACUGACUUUUUACUAGAAGUUUGCAACAGGUGUCCAAACCUGCUGUCUCUGACCCUCUCAGGCUGUGGCCAUGUUACAGAUGACUGCAUCCUCCUGCUUCUCAAGAGCUGCCCAAACCUCAGGAUACUCAAACUGGAAAACUGUGUGCGGAUCACCGACCAGACCCUGGAAGCAGUAACCCUCUAUGGGAGCUCGCUGCAAACGCUCCACGUGGAUUUCUGCCGGAACAUAACACAAACUGGUCUAGAGAGAGUCAGGGAAAAGUGCCCUUCUGUAACGCUGAGAGCAGAGAGGAGCGCUAACAUGAUCCCAGACAAUAAGCCAGGGAAAAAGGUGAUGCUUGAAAAAGCAUCAAGAAAAUUGGUUCAGCUUUAAAUGCAACGAACGGUGUAAUGU